AUGAAUAACUACAUAAUCAUCAACAGCAAGAGAAUCACAAGAUCAACAGAGGGUCUCACAAGAGCACAAUUCCCCAUGAAGUUAAUAAACCAUUUAAGUUGGAUCAAUUUAGUUUGGCUUCAGGAGCGAACAUUGUAG
Molecule: messenger RNA, 138 nt
Organism: Vairimorpha ceranae
Lineage: Eukaryota; Fungi; Microsporidia; Nosematidae
Exons: 1
Coding region: 1-138 (45 amino acids)
Source: RefSeq, a predicted model, not a curated record